This is a messenger RNA of Raphanus sativus (radish), 1099 nucleotides long. Its product is annotated as short-chain dehydrogenase RED1-like. Lineage: Eukaryota; Viridiplantae; Streptophyta; Magnoliopsida; Brassicales; Brassicaceae. The transcript is spliced from 5 exons. Gene Ontology annotation, molecular function: oxidoreductase activity. The coding region runs from base 146 to 1099 and encodes 317 amino acids. The record is from RefSeq and is a predicted model, not a curated record. Gene Ontology annotation, cellular component: endoplasmic reticulum.
AUGAUGCUCCAAAUGCACCCCAUGCAUUCUCUAAAGCCAUGCAUAUUCAAUUGAAUUCAAAGAACUAUUUUUUUUUGCCGAGAGAAAAAAAAUGACAAAUCAAUCAGUGCAGCAAAGGUGACUAUUUAUAUAUAAAGGAAAAAAUAUGGCCACUCCAUUAGCUUUGUUUAAAGGACACGUUCAGACAAGACAACAGUUAGUUCCUCGUCCUAAUCCUCGUAAAGUGUCCAUUGUUGCUCAAUCUAAAGGGCUCCGACUGGAAAGCGGCAACGCGGGUCCGGUGGUUCUGAUAACGGGAUGCUCUCAUGGAGGGAUUGGUCACGCGCUGGCGCUUGAGUUCGCUGACAACGGUUGUCGUGUGGUGGCGACGAGCAGAUCACGGGGUAAGAUGAUGGAUCUUGAGCAGGAUCCGAGGUUGUUCGUGCAGGAGCUUGAUGUUCGGUCGGAGCAGAGCGUGAACGAAGUCUUGUCGACUGUUAUAGAUAAGUUUGGCCAAAUAGACGUUCUUGUCAACAACGCCGGCAUCCAGUGCGUCGGUCCUCUGGCUGAGAUCCCUAUCUCCGCCAUGGAGAACACCUUUGACACCAAUGUUUUCGGUACCGUGAGGAUGACUCAAGCUGUUGUACCUCACAUGGUCUCUAAGAAAAAGGGAAAGAUUGUCAACGUUGGAAGUGUUUCUGUGAUGUCACCAAGUCCAUGGGCAGGGGUCUAUACAGGGACCAAAGCUGCUAUUCACGCUCUUACCGAUUCCCUCAGGUUGGAGCUCCAGCCAUUUGGCAUUGAUGUCAUCGAUGUCGUCCCAGGAGGAAUAAGAUCAAACCUCGCAAACUCAGCAGUAGCAGUCUUCAAAAAAUGGCCUGAGUUGAAACUAUACAAGCCUUACGAAGAAGCUAUCAUAGAGAGGGCCUUCUUUUUCCAGAGAAAGAAGCCAACUCCUACUGAAACAUUCGCCAAAGACACCGUAGCUGCAGUGCUAAAGAAGAACCCACCUGCUUGGUUCUCGUCAGGCAGAUACUCGACCUAUAUGGCAAUAAUGUACCAUAUGCCCAUUUGGUACAAAGAUUUUCUCCAGAAGAAGUCUUUAAUGAAAAAGGGCUAA